AUUGGAACAAGCUCUUGUAUUUCUAAAGAGGAUGACACAAAUAGACAACCCUAAGGAGGCUUUCGCCUUCCUCCGCCCAAGCUGUGUGACGUUGACUCGGGCGCCCACAAUCUCAAACGUGAAGAUCUUGCAGAAGAAUCUGCACACGGUCAGCGACGAGGCCUUGCAGCAGAUUCAGGACUAUGUCCUGUUCCCGCUGCGCUUCGUCCUCAAGGUCCCCGGACCAAAGCAGGAGAACCUCGUCCUGGCCGUGAUGGACACGGUGGGCUACGUCCUGGAGAAGACCACCGUGAGCAGCUGGGAGUCGUUGCAAAACCUCUUCACAGACUUCUGCAUGUGUAUCUCCAUCCCAGAAGACCCUGGGAAGCCAGCACCGGUCUCAGAAGAGCUGAAGUCAUCGGUUUUGAAGUGUAUGAAUAACCUGCUCCACGCAGCCUAUGGAGAUGUGGUGUUUAAACUGUACGAGCUGUCCAUGCUGCCUACUCUUGGUGCGGCCAUGUCGCUGCUUCUGGCUCUGGUCCAAGAGGAGCGUGCCGCUCGCGGAGUCCAAACGGCGGCACUGAAAUGUCUCCUGUCUCUGGCCUUCCAGUGCGACUGUCCAGAAGAUCACGUAAUUCCCAACAAGCAGGAGAGCUACGCACUUGGGAACGCGCUGGCCUCUUUUCUGCCAGGGGCGUCAAGGACAUUGAGCCAGGUCAUAUGCCACAACACGAUGUCGGGCCAUGCAGUGAUAACGAGGGCUACCAGAGCACUGUACAGAAUUAUAGGUGCUGUGAUGGACGAUGCAGAACUUGCCAACCAGGAGACUGCCAAAGCAGCAUCAUCAUCAUCAUCAUCAACCAAAGCACCACCAAGGCAACCUGGGAAAUUGGGGGAGUUAGAAGUUCAUAGAAGUUCGAAUUGGACCAAGGAAACCUCUCAGAGACUUUCUAUGGUUUUCCAGAAAAUCAUCUCCUGUAUUUCCGGCCAUCAGCAUUGGAAAGUGAGGCUGGAGAUGGUAAGCAUGUGCGAAUACCUGUUGACCAGGUGUUCAAGUUCCCUUUCGGAGUGCACAGGUUCUUUCCUUGAAGCUCUGGUCGGAGCGGUUAAUGACGAAGACAUCUCUGUGAGGGAAAAAGCAAGUAAGGCCUUACAAAAGAUUUCUCAAAGUGAAAGUGACACAGCAGGGCGUGUGGCCUUUACUGACAUCCUCUCGGAAAAGCUUCACGCGUUGUCCACCUCCUUGCCACAGCUCAUGAAAGCGUCCGAUGAUCAACGCAAGCUUUUUGUCCUCAGAGUUUUUCUGGGAUAUCUGAAGGUCCUUGGGCCCAGUGUAGAAGUGGUGUUGAAUUCAGCUGUUCACCUUAACCGCAUCUCUAAGGCCAUGAUGCUGGUAUUGGAGAUGGACGUGACUAACGUGCGAAUCGUGGAAGAGAAAAACUUUCCAGUGGUGGUGGUUCAAGACAAGCCAGAAGCCUACGACGAGGCAAACAUAGUGAAGAAAGACUUCCUCUACUUCACAGAUGACAAGAUCCAUUCCGUGAUCAGGGAGAUUUGUCAGAUGCUGGGUUACUAUGGAAACCUCAACAUCCUUGUGGACCAUUUCCUUGAUCUGUAUCGAGAGUCCUCCAUGUACCGCAAGCAGUCGGUCCUGGUGCUAAACGAGAUCAUCGCUGGGGCUGUUGGCACUGACCUGAAGAUCGACCUGAAGCCAGCAACGGCCAUAAGAAGCCACUUGGAGUUGGCGCCAGUUAUAUCUUUAGUCAUUGAAGAAUAUAUUAGCGCAGAGAACUGGCAAUUGCCCACCAGCCAUGACCAUUCAGAUGAACAAGAUGAAAGCCGUCAGCGUCAGACUUCAUUAUUAGCAGUGUCCCAAUAUCCCAGUGAGUCAUGUACAGCAACAGCUCAAGGUCUGAAGCAGUUGAACAGUAACAUAUGGCAGAUAUGCCUUCAGUUGGAAGGAAUUGGAGUUUUCUCGAGAGUCCUUGGACCUGCCUUUGACCCAUUUUUGAAGACAGUGCUCUAUGCUGUGCUGGAGAAAGUAGGAGACAAGUCGUUACUCGUUAGCCAGUCAGCCGUCAGUACCUUGGCCUCGAUUUGCCAGGUGUGUGGCUAUGACUCUCUAAUUCAGCUGAUCAACAGGAACGCAGACUACCUGUUGAACGACAUCUCGCUCCACCUCGGGAGGCCCAGUGUCCAAUCACACGCCCCGAGGGUGUUCGCUGCCAUGGUGACCCAUUCGGAUGCGAGCCUGCUGCCUCUGGUGCUGGACGUCGUUCAAGAUGUACUGACGGCCGUCGACCUUCACCAUGACAACAGAGCUUCAGAGUUUCUGGAGGUGCUUCAUGCGGUCAUGAAAGGAGUGGCAAGAGUAGUCUCCAGCAACAAGAAGGAAGAAAGUUCACCAGAAACAGAAAACAAAGAUGUCUUUGAUGCUAGAAAAUUCUUGCUGGAAUAUCGAACACAAACAGAACUGGCUGAAGGCAUCGUGGAGAGUGAGAAUGUUGAAGAUGAACAAGGAAAAGACGUUCCAUCCCCGAUGGAAGAGAAUGCAGCCCCUGAUGUAGAUGUUGAGAUGGAGGUGGAUCUGCCUCCGCACGUCACCAUCGCCAAAGAUGUGAUGGAGAGAUGCAUCCACCUGCUCUCCCUCCCUAGCCUCAGACUGCGGCUCAAGGUUCUGGACAUGCUGGAGCUGGGUGUGCGUGUGAUGAGUGAAUGUAAGGACCAGUUGUUACCGAUGGUGCAUCGCUGCUGGCCAGUGCUGGAGCGCCGUCUCAAUGAUGAAGAUCCCUUUAUUGUCCCCCAGGCAUUUAAGGUUCUUUGCUCUCUGGGAGAGGUCUGUACCGACUUCCUGAGGAAACGAGUGUCCAAAUCAGUGAUACCAACUGUGGCUGCCUUCUUGACCAAGCAAGCGCUAACCAGCAUGAAGACGGGCCCUCACUACACCCAAACCCUCAACUUCAAGAGGCAGCUGACCUACCUCCAGGGCCUCGGCUCUCUGUGCGUCUCCCUGGAUCUAGCGGAGUCAGAUGUAUUCUUGGUGACUGACGCCUGUUUGCCAUACUUGAGUGCCUUACAACCACCAAAACUUCAAGAAGCCGGCUGCAGUGUUUUCCAGUGUUUGAUUGCGAAGGAUCCUGAUGUGGUUUGGUUCACCCUGUGUGAGCAGUAUUGUCCCUACACAUACCCGCCCCCCCAUGAGGACCUGCUGCCUGUUAACCUCAGUGGAAUGGGGCGCCAGAAAAACGAAUAUUCAUCCAACGUGAUGAAGCUACUGGAAGAAUUUAAAAUGGAGGAAACAGGAAAUAGUGUAUGACAUUCAUACAAUGUGAAUAUUAGGGUGCCUUGGUCCUUGACUGUGCCGUAACUGUGGCUAAAGAAGGCUAAAGAACUAAACUGUAAGGAUAAUGUGUAUAUUAUUGUAUAAUAUUUGUCUUCU
Molecule: messenger RNA, 3418 nt
Organism: Engraulis encrasicolus (European anchovy)
Lineage: Eukaryota; Metazoa; Chordata; Actinopteri; Clupeiformes; Engraulidae
Gene: tti1
Product: TELO2 interacting protein 1
Exons: 7
Coding region: 32-3295 (1087 amino acids)
Biological process (GO): chromatin remodeling
Cellular component (GO): cytoplasm
Source: RefSeq, a predicted model, not a curated record